GGGAUUCAGGUUCGAGGCCUCUCUGACUCUGGAUGGUUCCUUGAUAACCAGCAAUACAGGAGGACAGACUGCACGGAUAUCAUCACUUGUGCCCCUACAGAGGCCAUUCAGCGAGGAAUCAGGUAUUGGAAUGGAGUCGUUCCGGAGAGGUGCAAGCAACAGUUUAAAGAAGAAGAAUGGAACUGCUUCUUUGGCUAUAAGAUCUACCCGACCCUAAGAAGUCCAGUGUUCGUGGUCCAGUGGUUGUUCGAUGAGGCUCAGCUGACGGUGGACAAUGUACAUCUAAGUGGGCAGCCAGUGCAGGAGAACCAAUGGAAUUAUAUCCAGAAUUUGGGCCGGGAGCUGAGGAACACUCUGAAG
Staurois parvus is the source of this 360-nucleotide messenger RNA. NCBI's taxonomy places the organism in Eukaryota, Metazoa, Chordata, Amphibia, Anura, Ranidae. The record is from the annotation of a GenBank genome assembly.